Molecule: messenger RNA, 2411 nt
Organism: Aspergillus melleus
Lineage: Eukaryota; Fungi; Ascomycota; Eurotiomycetes; Eurotiales; Aspergillaceae
Product: putative ABC transporter
Exons: 2
Coding region: 56-2332 (758 amino acids)
Cellular component (GO): mitochondrion
Molecular function (GO): ATP hydrolysis activity; ATP binding
Source: RefSeq, a predicted model, not a curated record
UUUGAAGACAUCACUUCCACUUCCCCCGCAGGUCGGGUCUGUUGGUCACUCAAUCAUGGCGAUCCAGACCAUCGUGCGUCCACCCAUUCUGCGUAGGAGGAUACUGAGGCCCCCCUCCACACUCCAAAUCCGCCUAGUCUCAUCCUCCCCGCCAUUGAUUCGCAUCCAGAACGGAACCUUCUAUGAAAAUUAUCCCACCCCAGAUGACACCGCGAAAAACCAAAACCGUCCGCUUUUCCCCAACUUCAGUUUCGAGCUUCCGUCCGAUACUAAGAUCGGGGGCAAAUCCAAGAAUAAAAACACCCCCCAGCAAUGGGCUGUCAUCGGGUCGUACGGCCGAACCCAGCUGCUCGACGUUCUCCGCGGCCAGUACAUCUGCUUGCCACCCGCCGCUCGAUCCUAUCCAUACCUUCUCUCGGACGAGAUUGCCAACAAAGACCCCCGUCUACGCUCGUUCAGGAAUGCCAUUCAAUAUAUCGGAUUCAGCGGAGAGGGCUCUGGCGCCAUCGGCGGCACUCGCGGUGCGUACUUGAGUGCUCGGUACGAGAGUUUCCGGGAAGAGACCGAUUGGACGGUUCGGCAAUACCUCAAGGGACAGACUUCGCUGAAUCCGCUAGAAGGCGAGGAGGAUGGUACGCUGCGGGACCCGGAUCUGUUCGAGCAGGUGGUAGUCGAUCUGCGCUUGAGUCCCCUGCUUGAUAUGCCGGUUGCGAACUUGAGCAAUGGCCAGACGAGGCGGGCCCGCAUCGCAAAGGCUCUUCUCAGCAAGCCUGAACUACUCUUACUAGAUGACCCGUUCAUGGGUCUUGAUCCUGCCACCGUGCGAAGCAUCUCCGACUUGCUCCAACGCCUCGCCGCCAAGUCUAACCCCCGAUUGAUUCUCGCCUUGCGGCCCCAAGACUCUCUACCAGAGUGGAUCACACACGUCAUGAUUCUCGGAAACUCAAAUCAGGUCCUCUUUCAAGGUCCCCGGUCAGACACAGAGAAGCUCUGGGAGGUCUGGAGGGCCGUUUACGACGGGCGCCCGGCCUCCCGUACAUGGAGGAAGGACAAGCACAAAGUGUGGUAUGAUAAGGCCAUGAAGGAUAUGGAUGCUGGUUACCUUGAUCGAACACUCAUGUGGGACCUCCAGGUCCCUGCUCGGACAGAGAGUCAACUGACCAUCUCUUCCGCCCGGGGCGGCGAGGCGCUCAUCGAGAUGGACGGAGUUCGCGUGCAGUAUGGCGACAAGGUUGUCCUCGGGGACUGGAGGCAAAACGUCAACAAGCAAGUCAAGGACGGCCUGCAUUGGACCGUCCGUCGCGGUCAACGCUGGGCAGUCCUAGGCGCUAACGGGUCCGGCAAGACUACCCUGCUGUCACUCAUAACUUCGGACCAUCCCCAGGCGUACGCGCUGCCCAUCAAACUCUUCGGGCGCUCGCGUCUGCCCGAGCCGGGUAAACCGGCGAUCUCCGUCUUCGAGCUACAGUCGCGUCUCGGUCAUUCAUCGCCGGAGAUCCACGCCUUCUUCCCGCGACAACUGACGAUACGCCAGUCGAUCGAGUCCGCCUUUGCGGAAACGUUCCUCAGCAAGCCCAUAUUGGACCACACGAGGGAUCUCGACGUGAGCGCCACGCUACGAUACUUCAAGGGUGAGCUGGACCCCGACGCUGCGGUGACCAUGAGCGAAGAACCGCCCAAGGUGACCACAGAAGCGCGGUCCCACUUCCCUAAGCUGCAAUACCCGUACGGCGCCGGGAAGGCAUUCACUCCGAGUGACUACGAGGUCGAGUAUGCGGACUCGGUAACAUUCGGACAGCUGAACAUGGGACAACAGCGACUGGUGCUCUUCAUUCGCGCCCUCGUGCACCGACCAGACAUUGUCAUCCUAGACGAGGCGUUUUCUGGCAUGUCGGCCUCCAUCCGCGACAAAUGCAUUCACUUCCUCGAGGUCGGCGAGCAUGGCCGGGGCCGCGCUUCCACCGCCAAACGCCGUACCUCCCCCUUAGAGACAUGGCUUAGGGGCUAUAGCACUUCGAUCGCAAAUGCUCGCUUCAGCGGCCUCACCGAUGAACAGGCGCUCAUCAUGAUCAGUCACAACCGGGAAGAGAUCCCCGACAGCGUGCGCUACUGGAUGCGCCUGCCGGCUCCUGCCGAGGAUGGCGAAGAGCCUCUCGAUUUCCGCCACGGGACGAUCAGCGAGGAUAGGACCCUAGGAGAUCCGAGAACUUGGCACUUGGCAUGGACACCAGGGUCGUUGUUCAAGAAGAACGCGCGACGCACGUGGCGUCGCAACAAAGUCCAACCGGAUGAGGUUGCAGAUGAGGAGACCUAUCAAUGGUAUACAAUCUAGAUGUUAUUUCUUGUACAGUAUAUAGAAUCAACGCGGACAUCAUUUCCAUUAGACAAGCUAAUCACGACACUUUGAACUU